Messenger RNA from Oryza sativa Japonica Group (Japanese rice), 2062 nucleotides. The record is from RefSeq and is a predicted model, not a curated record. NCBI's taxonomy places the organism in Eukaryota, Viridiplantae, Streptophyta, Magnoliopsida, Poales, Poaceae.
CACACGACACGGAGGAGAGGGGGAGAGCUCUCCCAUCCCACCCACCAAUGGCGGCGGCCGCGGAGUUCAUCUGAUCGUGCUCGUAAUAGUAAUUCAAGGAUUGUCUAGUCACUGUGUUGGCGGAUUAAAUUGUUCUCAGCAUGGUAUCUGAGAAAGCCAAAUCAAAUAAGCGGAAAAAGUUAGAAUGCAUAAUCAGCCGCCUCCCAAGAGACUUGAUCGAGCAGGUAUUUCUGAGCCUUCCAGUGAAAACUUUGUUGAAUUGCAUUGGUGUCUGCAAGCAGUGGCGCAGCAUAAUCCAAGAUCCCAAAUUUGUAACAUCACACCUCCAGCUUGCGCCCCAUUGUGCGCUCCUAUUCUUCCCUCGAGAGUUGGUUUCUUCAUGUGGGCUGUACCCGAGCGAAGCCAUCCUCAUCGAUGAAGCCUGGUCACAGUCAAUAUGGGAUGUGCCAGUGAUUGGGCCAGAUGAUUUCCUGUGUGGUUCCUCCAAUGGGCUUGUUUGCUUAUACACACACACUACAACAAUCAAGAUAGCAAACCUUGCAACUGGUGAAUGCCUGCAUCUUGCGAAACCGGCAAAGAAUUUGACGGACGAUCACUUCUCGUUCUACAGCUUUGGAUUUCACCCAUUGACAAAAGAAUACAAGGUUACACACUUCCUUGCUAGUAGUCAUGAGACUCGCAUCCGUGCAAAAGUUGACAGCUUCGAUGGCGUUCAAGUUUACACACUUGGUGAUGAGAAAUGGAAAUAUAUAGGAGCCCCAGAGGCUCUAAGCUUGAACUGUGUGAAGAACUCUGGAGUAGUCAAUGUUGAUGGAACAAUGUAUUGGCUAACUGAAGACCAGGGAACCAGUUGGCAUCAUGCAGUCAUGUCCUUCGAUCUUAACAAAGAAAGUUUUGGACGCAUACAACUGCCAACAGCAGCACUUGAAGACUCUGCAUUUUAUGGUCCUCGUCGGUACUGGAUCAAAGAGAUAGAUGGAAAGGUAUGCAUUGCAACAUGUCAAACUAGUGAUAAUCAACCCAUAUUGCUUAGAGGUGAGAUUCAGAUCUGGGCUCUUGACAUCAAUCUAGAGCAAAAGUGGAUCCAGAAGUACAUUAUUCAGCCCUCAGCACAGCACAUACCUGGACCAAAUAUUGUUCAUAGGGAUAAGAUUGUGUUGCAACAUGAUGCCAGGAACCUAUGUUCUUAUGAGCUGCUUGGAAAGAACGUCGAGGUUAAAUUGAGUAAUAUGGAGAAGCUGUUAGAUUUCAGUCCCCGCAAACCAGGGAGUAUGCAAGUCUACACCUUUGUGAAAUCACUUGUACGAUUGGAUUCAUACAAGAAGGCCAGUAUUGUGCGUAGACCAAAACAAGGUUGGGAAUUGAAGAAAUGGGAAGCAUGGGAGAGCCAGCGUCGAAAGAUAGAGGACAUAUGGAAGAAAGUCCUGCAAUCGGAGCAAUAUAGUAUUGUAACUACGAAGAAUUUGCGCACAACAAUUAACAGGCUGAUGCAGCGUCUACCGGAUGAUGAAGCAUUGAAGUGUAUAGGCAUGAAAAUUGAUCAAAUGUUACAUUAUCUACCAGAAGAUUGUCCAAAUCAGCAUCCAAGGUCUCUCCGGCGUCUUAAUUGGGUGGCGCAGAAUCAGGACAUGGAUAAUUUAGAGGCUCGUGUGGAUAAACUAAAUAAAUUGAGGCAUGUGAUGAUGUCUUCCGGACGGCAAGAAGUUGGUUAAGCGAUCAGGGUACUUCGAUUUCCACCGCUGAUGCUUCAUUUUGGUUCGACCUCCAACAUUUUCUACUCGGUGGCGGCGGUGCGAGAUGAUGGUGGUGAUAUGAAGAUUAUAGAACUUUUUCCUGGCAUUUUGGGUUUCUGGGACAAUUCUUGCUGCUACGUCCUCCGUUUUAUCAUCCAGUUUUUUUGUUUGUGAACCUCCCCUUCUGUGGAUAAAAUUCUGACUGAUGAUAGUAUUUCUUCGAUAGACCGUGCAUCCGGAUUCGCGAUCUCAAGGUACAAUUGUACAAAGGUGCUAUUAAGGCUGUGUUCGUUGAUUGCUGUCGGUAACAAAUCUCUCUCGCGCGCACA